AUGGGCGCCGACGCGCGGCUUUCGGGGGUCCGCGCUGGCGGCUACCUGGGCGCGGCGAGGCCCGGUUCGAGCUCUCGUACCCUGCGGCCGCCGCUCCCGCCUCCCUCCUUUUUCAUUUUGUUGUUGCUGACGGCCCCGGGCGCUCGGGCCGCAGGAUACGAGACAUGCCCUGCAGUGCAGCCAGACAUGCUUAAUGUGCACCUGGUGGCCCACACGCAUGAUGACGUGGGCUGGCUCAAGACAGUGGACCAGUACUUUUAUGGCAUCAUGAAUGAUGUCCAGCAUGCUGGUGUGCAGUACAUCCUGGAUUCGGUCAUCUCUUCCUUGCUGGAAGAUCCCACCCGCCGCUUUGUCUACGUAGAGAUGGCCUUCUUCUCCCGAUGGUGGCACCAGCAGAAAAACGCAACACAGAAAGCCGUGCGGGAACUGGUGCGCCAGGGGCGCCUGGAGUUUGCCAAUGGUGGCUGGGUGAUGGACGACGAGGCGACCACCCAUUAUGGUGCCAUCGUAGACCAGAUGACCCUUGGGCUGCGCUUCCUGGAGGACACAUUUGGCAGCGACGGACGUCCCCGUGUGGCCUGGCACAUCGACCCCUUUGGCCACUCUCGGGAACAGGCCUCCCUGUUUGCCCAGAUGGGCUUUGAUGGCUUGUUCCUUGGGCGCAUUGAUUAUCAAGACCAACUGGUGCGGAAGCAGGAGCUUCAGAUGGAGCAGGUGUGGCGGGCCAGUGCCAGCCUGAAGCCUCCCACUGCCGACCUCUUCACUGGUGUGCUCCCCAAUGUCUACAACCCACCAAACAGUCUGUGCUGGGACAUGCUGUGUGCUGACAAGCCUGUGGUGGAGGACCCCGACAGCCCCGAGUACAAUGCCAAGGAGCUGGUCGAUUACUUCCUGCAGGUGGCCACUGCCCAGGGCCGACACUACCGCACCAACCACACUGUGAUGACCAUGGGCUCAGACUUUCAAUAUGAAAACGCCAACAUGUGGUUCAAGAACCUUGACAAGCUCAUCCGGCUGGUCAACGCCCAGCAGGCAAACGGGAGCCGCGUCCAUGUUCUCUACUCCACCCCUGCCUGUUACCUCUGGGAGCUGAACAAGGCCAACCUCACCUGGUCAGUGAAAUCCGACGACUUCUUUCCUUACGCGGACGGCCCCCAUCAGUUCUGGACCGGCUAUUUUUCCAGCCGGCCAGCCCUCAAACGCUACGAGCGCCUCAGCUACAAGUUCCUGCAGGUAUGCAACCAGUUGGAGGCGCUGGUGGGACCGGCGGCCAACGUGGGACCCUACGGCACAGGAGACAGUGCACCCCUCAGUAGGUGUCGGGCGACGAGGGGACGGGCUGAGGCUGGAAACCGGACAAGCAGGGGCGAGGCGUCCGGAGCCGCCCUAUCUCUUUGCGCUUCUCCCCAGGUUCUCCUGAGCAACGCGCUAGCCUGGCUGAGAGGCUCCAAGGAAAGAUUUACGUUCUGCCCCUACCUCAACAUCAGUAUCUGCCCCCUCAGCCAGACGGCGGCGCGCUUCCAGGUCACCAUUUAUAACCCCCUGGGGCGGAAGGUGAAUUGGAUGGUGCGGCUGCCGGUUCGUGAAGGUGCUUUCUUCGUGAGGGACCCCAAUGGCAGGAGGGUGUACAGCUAUGUGGUGAUGGUUCCUAGCUCGGACAGGCAGAUGUACCAUCCAGAGCUGCUGUUCUCAGCUUCAGUGCCUGCUCUGGGCUUCAGCACCUACUCGGUAGCCCAGGUGUCUGACCAGAACCCCCAGGCGCACAUCCCCCGCCCCAGCCCCAAUGUCUUGGCCAUUGAAAAUGAGUACAUCCGGGCAACAUUUGACCCUGACACAGGGCUUUUGAAGGAGAUUAUGAUCAUGGAUCAGAAAUUCCAGUUGCCUGUUUAUCAGAACUUCUUCUGGUACAAUGCCAGCACAGGUGACAAACAAAGCCGCCAGGCCUCAGGUGCCUACAUCUUCAGACCCAACCAGCCGAAGCCAUUGCCUGUGAGCCACUGGGCUCAGACCCGCCUUGUGAAGACGGCCUUGGUGCAGGAGGUGCACCAGAACUUCUCAGCCUGGUGUUCCCAGGUGGUUCGCCUGUACCCGGGGCAGCGGCACCUGGAGCUGGAGUGGACGGUGGGGCCAAUACCUGUGGGUGAUGGCUGGGGGAAGGAGGUUAUCAGCCUCUUUGACACGCCACUGAACACAAAGGGACGCUUCUACACGGACAGCAACGGCCGAGAGAUCUUGGAGAGAAGGCGGGAUUACCGGCCCACCUGGAACUUGAACCAGACAGAGCCUGUGGCAGGAAACUACUAUCCAGUCAACAGCCGAAUUUAUAUCACGGAUGGUAACAUGCAGCUGACUGUGUUGACUGACCGCUCCCAGGGGGGCAGCAGCCUGAGAGACGGCUCACUGGAGCUCAUGGUGCACCGACGGCUGUUGAAAGACGAUCAACGGGGGGUAGAAGAGCCACUGAUGGAGGAAGGGUCGGGGGCACGGGUGCGAGGGCGCCACCUCGUACUGCUGGACACGGUCCAGGCUGCGGCCGCCGGCCACCGGCUGCUGGCAGAGAAGGAGCUCCUGGCCCCGCAGGUGGUGCUGGCCGGGGGUAGUGGCUCCCCCUACAACCUCAAGGCUGCUCCCCGUACGCAGUUCUCAGGGCUGAGCAGGGAGCUGCCGCCCUCCGUGCACCUGCUCACACUGGCCCGCUGGGGCCCAAAGAUGCUGCUGCUGCGCUUGGAGCAUCAGUUCGCUGAGGGGGAAGAUUCCAGAUACAACAUGAGCUCUCCUGUGACCUUGGACUUGCAGGACCUGUUCUCCACCUUCACCAUUACCCACCUGCAGGAGACGACGCUGGCAGCCAACCAGCUCCGGGCCACCGCCUCCAGGCUUAAGUGGACACCAGACAUGGGCCCCAAACGCCACCACACUCGCUACUGGUUGGACCCGGCUGCUGUGACGCUGCAGCCCAUGGAAAUCCGCACUUUCCUGGCCUCAGUUCAGUGGAAUGAGGAUGGUUAG
Messenger RNA from Carlito syrichta (Philippine tarsier), 3009 nucleotides. It is a transcript of the gene MAN2B1, whose product is annotated as mannosidase alpha class 2B member 1. NCBI's taxonomy places the organism in Eukaryota, Metazoa, Chordata, Mammalia, Primates, Tarsiidae. The record is from RefSeq and is a predicted model, not a curated record. Gene Ontology annotation, molecular function: alpha-mannosidase activity; carbohydrate binding. Gene Ontology annotation, cellular component: lysosome. Gene Ontology annotation, biological process: mannose metabolic process.